AUGGGUAGUUACAGUGAUAACGAAGAUGAAUUUUUUGACGCCCGUGAGGUGUUUGCUUCAAUGUCUGACUCAGGCUGCGAUUGCUCCCCAGAAUACUGUUCUACCUUUGGAUUCGACUAUGAUUAUUGGGUUGGGAAUCUGGAAAAGGGAUAUCUAAUACACCAUAUAACAGGUUGUGAGCAUAUAACAGGUCUCAGAUCUCAGGCAGGUUCAAGUGGAUAUAACACCACCACUACCUUUUGGCAGAAAUUCUGUUGCCCUAAGUGUCAAGUGGAACUCCCUCCAACAUCUUUAGCCAAUCAGUGUGAUGAUGAAACAUGCGACUAUACAACAUGGAGUUUAAACUUGCGUGUUGUUGGUGAAUCUGAGAGAGGAACAGUAUGCCCAAAUUACCUUCGCUGUCAUGGUCGUCUUGUGAGACGGGUUGAUGCUAAGUUGAAGGCUACAGUUGAUAAAGAGGUUGGUAGGAUAAGAGGUUUGGUUGGAUUAGCUUUUUCCACAGCACAGAAGGUCUAUAUUUUGUUUCUUGAUUGGUUUGAUGCAACAACUUCUUUAGCUGGUUCAGUGGGACCCAAUGUGAAGAUGACAUGGAUUAAAUUCAAGAUGGAGAUGCUGAUGAAGAGGACUUUGGUGAUGAGGAUGAUGAAGAGAAAGAUCAUCAAGCAAUAG
Molecule: messenger RNA, 669 nt
Organism: Lactuca saligna
Lineage: Eukaryota; Viridiplantae; Streptophyta; Magnoliopsida; Asterales; Asteraceae
Source: the annotation of a GenBank genome assembly